AUGAGACUCUCAUUAGUUAACAAAUUACUGUGCAGUUCUAUGCAACUGGUAGCGUUCAUGUCGUUAGCGCAAGCCAACGAAGAAUACCCGUAUCUAAAUGCCUUAGGUAGUACCAGCACUGGAUGGGUGCUUCAGCCAGAUCACUUUAUAGAACUUGACCUGACGAAUGAAACUAUCUGGCAACUAUACAAGGAGGACAAUGCGACUGAAGUGCCAUUCACGAAGUGGUCCUUUAAUGGAACACUAGUAUCAUCUGAACAGUUUGAUAUGAACGUAUUUAACACGACUACCGAUUUGUUUAAGCGUAGGAACGUCGAUAUCUGCUGGAAGAAACUGUUCACUGACUCAGUAUGCACCGCUGUUACCAAUUAUGCUACCGAAGCCGUUACUAACAUAGCGCAUGCUGUAUAUGUGCGGGCUCAUGCCGGCACAUGCGGCGUCAGCGAGGGUAGCUCAGCCGGUGUUUAUUAUAAAUAUUGGGCUUCGAGCGGACAUUGUGCAUCUACAGUAGAAGAGAAGACUAUAGAUGGCGCUGUCCAAUGGGGAUUUGAUGAGUGGGUCACCAAUGGGAGUAUGUGCGCCACAUAUACGUUAAGUUUAAGCCAUGGUGGAUCUUGGUUAGGAUACCUGGUUUUGGGUCCUUCAGCAUCUGUAUGGUUCACCACUACGUCGGUACCCUCAUCUAGUAGUUGCUAUAGCAAAGGAUGUGGGACUGCACACGCUUUCGACAAAUGCUAG
This is a messenger RNA of Kazachstania africana CBS 2517, 738 nucleotides long. RefSeq lists its product as uncharacterized. The record is from RefSeq and is a predicted model, not a curated record. Bases 1 to 738 code for a protein of 245 amino acids. NCBI's taxonomy places the organism in Eukaryota, Fungi, Ascomycota, Saccharomycetes, Saccharomycetales, Saccharomycetaceae. The transcript has a single exon.